This is a messenger RNA of Dendroctonus ponderosae (mountain pine beetle), 1661 nucleotides long. Its product is annotated as protein-lysine N-methyltransferase EEF2KMT. The coding region runs from base 231 to 1187 and encodes 318 amino acids. The transcript has 4 exons. NCBI's taxonomy places the organism in Eukaryota, Metazoa, Arthropoda, Insecta, Coleoptera, Curculionidae. The record is from RefSeq and is a predicted model, not a curated record.
UAAAGACGAGUAAAGACGUAGGUUCUGUGAUUCUAACCUACUUUUCACCUACUGACUUUUUUUUAAUUUAUCUAUGAUUCUAACACUAUAUUAGCCGGGUUAAAACUCGGUUGUACAUAUCGGUGUUCAUAGAACAUUCCAUUCCAGGAGGAUGUUCUGGAUCUGUGUUCGACGAUGUUAGAUAUGGUCAGAUUUUCAACAGAUGAAAUAAUCGCAUUUGCCAUGUAACUAUGGACAAGCUUAUCCAGCGGUUUUUUUCUGGUCUGCCAGUCAGCAGCUUAAACUUCCCGAGCGAAGCAUUAAGUUUGGAGGGCCAGAUGACUCUUUUAAAUGCGACAGUAAACAGCGAUUUGGUUCUCAAGCAACCACUAAGAUACCAAUAUCAGAAGGCCUUUCUCAAACGUCUUCUCAAUCAGCUGGAAUCGCUUGAUCUGGUCGUGUUCGAAGGGCUGUACUCUGCAUAUGUAAGACUGGUGCAGAUGCCCCAUCAACUUGGCUCCAAGAGUUUCAAUCAUUAUAGGGUGGGAAGUGGAGGUGAUGUCGUCACACUGAUUGAAGACGAGAACUUAAUUUCUCAAGGCACUACUGGAUUAAGAACAUGGACGGGUGCUUUGGCUUUAAGCGAAUGGUGUUUGAACAACAAAGACCUCAUAACAAACAAGACCAUUCUGGAACUGGGAUCCGGAGUGGGACUAACAGGUCUUGUUGCAUGUCGACAUUGCCAUCCGCAACGGUUCUGCUUCAGUGACGGCCAUCCCGAGGUUGUAAAGACCUUGGCUGAGAAUAUUAAACUGAAUUUUCCCACGGCCAGUGCAGUUCCAAGCUCCAAGUUACGACUAGAUCUAGAAAUUGACAAAACAACAAGGGUUUCGCUGAUGAACUUGUCCUGGGACAAUAUUGAUUGCACCGCUAUAGCAGCGCUGGGCAAAAUCGACUUUGUGUUGGCAGCAGAUGUGGUGUACGAUCCCGAGCUAUUUCAGCAUCUAUUGAACGCACUGAAGAUGGCUGACGGAGAGUGCAACAUUUUUGCUUGCACUGAAAGAAAUCCAGAUACCUUGAAUCUGUUCUUGAAAGAAGCUGUGCAUUCGUUUAGGUGUAUAGAGCUGUCAUGUCCUGAACAGAAAAACUUUACUUGGGAGCCGGUUCCUUUAGUUAGGAUUUUUCAGUUUCAACGGAAAUCCAAUUGACCGCAAAACACUUGUAUAGUUCCAGUUUCAGUAAUCAAUGUGGAUUAUAUGUUUGGGUUUACAAGCAUAUAUCCAGUUCUUCCUUAAUUCCAUGUGCGCGUCGGUUGAACAACUGCUGAAAAGGAAAGGAUUAAGCGUGCCUUUAUCAGAAAAUCAUUGGGAAGCAUUUUGUGUUUUGUACCAUUGUUUUGGAAUGCCUUUAUUUGGCACUCAAAGUGGACGGUAUUUAUUUUAUAAUUAUAAUGAUGACCACUGGGUGUUUUUUACGAUACUUUAUUUAUGCCUUUUUAUAUUAAAAUUUUAUUAGAUUAUAAUCGAGUCUCUAUCAACAACAACUUUUUUGUUUACAAACAACAACCGUUGCUACUGGUAUCUCGAGCUUCAAUUAUUUACAGUCUAUUCUCAAUUAUUUUAACAGCACUAACGAUUAACAAUUCCUUAACAACCAUUGGAUUAAUAAAAUUUUGCAAUAGA